Messenger RNA from Poeciliopsis prolifica (blackstripe livebearer), 957 nucleotides. It is a transcript of the gene cks1b, whose product is annotated as CDC28 protein kinase regulatory subunit 1B. The transcript has 4 exons. Gene Ontology annotation, cellular component: SCF ubiquitin ligase complex; cyclin-dependent protein kinase holoenzyme complex. The record is from RefSeq and is a predicted model, not a curated record. Gene Ontology annotation, molecular function: cyclin-dependent protein serine/threonine kinase activator activity; ubiquitin binding; protein kinase binding. The coding region runs from base 124 to 360 and encodes 78 amino acids. Gene Ontology annotation, biological process: regulation of mitotic cell cycle. NCBI's taxonomy places the organism in Eukaryota, Metazoa, Chordata, Actinopteri, Cyprinodontiformes, Poeciliidae.
UUGAAAAUAGUCGAGAGGGAAACAAAGAGAGAGCGAACAUCCUGCUAUUAUCGGACGUGAAUAACUAUACAAAUUGGUUAUUUUUCGACCAGAGUAACUUUGUACUUUCGUACGGCCUCCGCCAUGUCUCACAAACAGAUCUACUACUCUGACAAAUAUGACGACGACAAAUACGAAUACAGACAUGUAAUGUUGCCCAAAGACAUCGCAAAACGUGUACCCAAGACCCACUUGAUGUCUGAGACCGAGUGGAGGAACCUGGGGGUCCAGCAGAGCCAGGGAUGGGUGCAUUACAUGAUCCAUCAACCAGAACCUCACAUCUUGCUGUUCCGGCGCCCUCUGCCUAACCCAAAAUCUUAAAGGUAUUUUUUGAGUCCUGCAAAGCUCAGCCUUUAUGUGCCUCCGAUCAGAGUUCCCAUCAUGCUGUCAAACCAAGCUGCCGUUGGAUCAGAUCUCUGUGGUGAUGAUGCUGGACCUGGAGAUGGACUAUGAUUUAUGAACAAUGGAUGUGGAGUGAACGUGUUGGAGAGGGGGAAAAAAAAAAAAAAAGAUCUGUCUUUAUGUAAGAAAAGGAAUCAACACGUCAUCUGACACAUUUAAACCCUUUUUGACUUUUUAAAACGGCUUCAACGUCUGCUUGGAUCUGCAGUUUAUUAGAGCGAUUACUAUAGUGUGGUGAACAAAGCUUUAACAGGAGUUAUACAGUUAUGAAACCACUUGAUCGUGACUCUAGAUUAGUUUGACUCAAGCCGACAUGUUGCUGCUUGGUUGUAUGAGACUGUAAAUCUGCAUUUAACACAUGAGAAUCUGCAACUUUCCUGUUUUGAACUAGAUUUGAUUUUGUUUUCAUUCUGCUUUUGAGGAUUUCAUUUCACUUGGUCUGAAUGUACCAACAAGCUGCUCAGUAUUUAUGAAUUGUGUUGCCCUUCAAUAAAUAAAUGUAAACUUACAAUUUUA